Messenger RNA from Amoebophrya sp. A120, 2429 nucleotides. Lineage: Eukaryota; Dinophyceae; Syndiniales; Amoebophryaceae. The record is from the annotation of a GenBank genome assembly.
GCAGAACAAGAAGUGAUUUCGUUGCAUGAUGUCUCUAUCCUGUCUCCCGCUAUUGUCGAAAUUAUUUGUGAAAGUUGUCGAUUCUGCUUUAUCAUAUAUUACAUGAGUAUCUUGUUUCUUCAUCUAUCUACUUCACUUUUUGAUUAUUCAUUUUUUGCCUUGCGCUUGCUCCAAAAUGUGACACAUCCAUACCUCAUUCUUUGCGCUCGCUGUGUUAGUGAACAGGUCGUGAUUUGCACGGUGAUGAAAUCACUGGAAAUAACAGAUGUUUUCAAAUCGUGAUCCAGCGGAGGAUGGCAGUGCUAGCACGUCGGCCACUGCGCACCAACAGUGGCAGCAGGGAAACGCCAGGUCUUGCGGCUUUUUCGGAACCACUUUGGUACAUCCACCGAUCACCGCUGGUCAGUUCGCCAAUAAUUAUCCGAACGCAGUGAGUGCGCAUGCUAAGAAUGCACCAAGCGUGCUCGCUCCCACCGCGAGUUCCAGUGAAAGAGCCACGACCGUCGAGUCGGUCCACGAGGCGCUGGAGAUUCAGAUCCUUCGCGACCAAAAAACGGGUCGGCUUGGAUCAUUGCCUCCCGGCGCCAGCAGCACGACUUCUUCUAGCGCCACGUCGUUGUAUUCGAAAAAUGUUGCGACCAAGAACCGUACUACAGGUGGUGCGAGCGCUGCUGCAAGCUUGGUCGUCGGUGGUGCUCAAAGAGGUUCCUACUUCGAUCUUCAGCAACAAGGAGGACAACAUCAUGAAAUAGACCACACCACAGAGACAGUAACUUCACCGCUCUACCGCCUAUCGGACAUUCGCGUUUCUGGCCCGAUCCCGACUGCAUUGAUUCAAAUGCUAAUGCAAAAUGACUGCGAUUUAGAAAUGAAUGCAAAAUGAGUGGUGAUUUUGUAAUGGUCUGGAAUCCAGAAUCAGGUCGGGGUGAAUUUAGGAAAUUGCAAAAAUUUCCUAAAUUCACCGCCCACCAAUUUCUAAAUUCACCGCUAAAUUCACCGAUCGCAGCAUACCAUCGGUAAAGGGGGUACUUUAGUGCUCUUUUUUUGGGCGAAACAGCACGGCACGCCACAUCAGUGAUUUUUAGCAAAAGAAGCAUUCUCAUCAUACCAUGGGGAAUGAUCUUUAAAUGCAAGCUUUUUCCGAUGGCAGUGGCGUUUUUUUGCGAUUUUGUUGUCCAAAAUUAAAACGCUGCAGUUGAACUCUUAAGAAGAAAGGGAGAAAGUCACGAAACCACCAAAAGACUUGCUUCGCGAAAAAAGACGUGGAAAAGUGUGGUAGGUUGGGCGUUGCCGGGGCGGGGAUUGCAAUCAAUGUGAGGGAGCCGUGGCGACGAGUCCCGUGUCGCCAUCACCUCUAUUUGUGCUAGACCUUGCCCCGCGAACCAUAACCACCCGAAAGACCGGCCCCACGAUUCUACGCCACCUCUAAAAUCACUCGAAAUUCACCACCCUUAUAUCUAAUGGGCGUCCAAGCCGUAAAGUAACUUCACCGCUCUACCGCCUAUCGGACAUUCGCGUUUCGGGCCCGAUCCCGACUGCAUUGAUGCAAUCGGACUGUCCACUGCCUCCCAACUUGGUCGAAAGUGGACAGCUUUUGGCACUCAUGCAACACAGAUUUUUGCAUUAUUCGGAAGUAGCAUGACAAGUUGCAAUCUUCCAGACCCAGACAUUUUUGCAAUGCAUAGAAUAGGUGGUCGCGUGUUCACGCAGACCUGCGAUGAAUUCCGCCAGUUUCGCUUUCAUGGUGUCCGCGUCCAGCCAAUAUCAAAUGGAAAAAUGUCUGGGUCUGGAAGAUUGUAAACUUGUCAUGCUGCAUUUGGAUACUACGAAAAUCUGUGUUGCAUGAACAGUAGAAGAGGUCCAGUUUAUUUUGCCACAGCGAGAGGGCAACAUUUCUCAUGCGGUAAUAUAGGCAUCAGGGAGACCUCACAAAAUCUGUGAUGCUAUGGCAUGCAUCACAGACGUCAGGAGUCAUGCAAAAUGUGCAUGACAGACCUUGCAUCCUUCCAGACCCAGACAUAUUUGCGUUUGAUACCCAAUCGCCGUCCGCAAUUUCCUCGACUUUGUUCUUCAGGCCCUCCUCCCGUUUUUUGGCGCUGUCCACUUCCUUCUGCAACUGCGGCUUGUCGCACUGCUCCAGUGUGGAAUCGCCUGUAUUUUCCGGGUUGAAUUGGCUUUCACAAGCAGAUUUCCGAAACGCGCACCGAGCAAACGAAUAAGAAUCUAGUACACAGUCAACCGAGGGCUCGAACACUACCCACAAGCCAAUAGUGUUCUUUAGGCGCAAGCAGAAAUAAAUCUAGGACAAAUGUAUUCCAAAAUAGGCACAAUAUCCAUCAAUGUGUUCUGGCUGGACCCAGUCCAGCCCAAGCGUAGCAAAGGUUCGACGUGCUUCAUUCUAACGCAUCGCGUAAGGUCCCUAAUGUUCC